Paramecium pentaurelia is the source of this 390-nucleotide messenger RNA. The record is from the annotation of a GenBank genome assembly. Lineage: Eukaryota; Ciliophora; Oligohymenophorea; Peniculida; Parameciidae.
UAUGAUCCCAUAAGUUGGCACUUCCGAAAACGAAGUAUUCAUGAACGAAGGCAUUCCAAAGUAUUUGAUGAAGAUCUCCUCCACUUAUUUCUAAUAAACUGAUAAACCAUUUGAAAUUCUAUCUACAUCUCCUCGUAAAUCAAAUGAUGCUGAAAUGAAAUGUUUGAUUUGUUUUGAGAAUGAGAGUGGAUAUGUACUAAUGAAUUGUGGACAUGGUAAAAAUAUAUAAAAAGUAUAUAUAUAGGUGGUUUAUGUCUGAAAUGUGCAUCUAAUCUUCUCUUGAAGAAUAAAGAAUGCUAUUUAUGUCGAUAACCAAUAAUGAAAGUAUUCUAAAUUUAAAAGAACAAUUUUAACUUUGUUGAAGUCAUAGGAAUAAUUGAAACAUAAUGA